AUGAUUCUCUUCCCACGAUACUAUCUGUUUGAGAUAGGUGAUCAAGCCUGGUGUCCCGAAUGGAUGAGAGCAUACAUCCAAUCAUAUCUAACCCGCGUCUGGAAUCUGCAUAUCCCGCCAUUCAGCAACGCCCCUCCAGCAGGGGUAGCAGCAGACCUUAUUCUCGGACACAUAAAAGAUCCGGAUUCUUUCACAUUCGUUGAUCUUUGUGCGGGUGCAGGCGGGCCGAUUGGAACGCUUGAGCACGUUUUGAAUGAGAAGCUUAGAGCGGAAGGCAAGUCAGCGGCGCGAUUUGUUCUCACGGAUCUGCAUCCUCGAGUGGAAGAAUGGUCUGCGAUUAGUAGACGUCGGGAGAAUAUCUCGUUCGUUAGUGAGCCUAUGGAUGCUGCGAAAUGUGAGAGAGUGGCACCGACAAACCGGAAGGAGUGCAGAAUCUUCAAUUUAUGUUUUCACCAUUUUGAUGAUUUGCUUGCGUCGACUAUAUUGCGGAAGGCGACAGAGUCUGCUGAUUCUUUUAUAAUUUUCGAAUUUGCCCAGCGCAAUUUCACAUCGUUGCUUAACAUCCCUGUUAUGCUUCUCUUUCCUUUCUGGUAUACCCUUUGUCGGUACAGACAUUCUCCUCUGCAUUUAUUCUUCACAUACGUGAUUCCUUUGCUAUCCCUACUUAUUUCCUUUGAUGGCCUGGUGUCGACCAUGCGUUGUCGGACACCGGAGGAGAUUCGAGCGCUCUUGGAUGGACUGGACUUGGACCUCAGCGACUGGGAAUUUAGGAGCGGGCAUCGUAUGUUAUUCGAGCCAUUUGUCCACAUUUACUACUACAUUGGAGUAAGAAAGGAACGUUAG
Molecule: messenger RNA, 843 nt
Organism: Aspergillus oryzae RIB40
Lineage: Eukaryota; Fungi; Ascomycota; Eurotiomycetes; Eurotiales; Aspergillaceae
Exons: 2
Coding region: 1-843 (280 amino acids)
Source: RefSeq, a predicted model, not a curated record